Callorhinchus milii (elephant shark) is the source of this 1588-nucleotide messenger RNA. RefSeq names its product fibropellin-1-like. The transcript is spliced from 10 exons. Gene Ontology annotation, molecular function: calcium ion binding. The record is from RefSeq and is a predicted model, not a curated record. The coding region runs from base 1 to 840 and encodes 279 amino acids. NCBI's taxonomy places the organism in Eukaryota, Metazoa, Chordata, Chondrichthyes, Chimaeriformes, Callorhinchidae.
AUGGGUCUGCUCAGCUGGACACCACGAGACCUCAAGCCAGUCAAGUUAACUGUUCGAGUGAACGAUCACAUGAGUGGAUCAAUUCUGACACUCACCAUCCAGAUGUGCAGCUGCAUGAAUGGCGGGGCCUGUGAUUAUAGCACUGUUACACAAGUUUCCCUGAAGGGAACUUUCCAGAUUGUUGGCUGCCUGUGCCCAGAGGGGUUUUCAGGACCGAAGUGUUCAGACUAUCUGGACUACUGCAAAGGCCAGCCUUGUUUCCCAGGGGUGAACUGCACCAACGUGCUCAGUCCACAGCUCUUUCAGUGCGACAGAUGCCCCACAGAAACAGUCGCCAAUGGAAAGGAGGGACACAAAUGCUUCUUAAACGAUAAAUGCCUCCCACCGUUUCCUUUUCCUUGUCACAAAUUGGCCGAGUGCAUCGACACCGGGGACAAUUACACCUGUCAAUGCUAUCCAGGGUUCACUGGUGAUGGAAAAGACUGCACAGACGUAAAUGAAUGCAACGACAAAUUUAUCUGCACAAGUGCCAAAUACGAGUGCAUCAACACCUACGGCUCUUUUCAGUGCUCCUGCAGGUAUCACAGUGUAGACCGUCCUGAAACAUGCGGUGAGUUAGGAAAUCCGCCAGGGUGGAAUGUUUUCAUCUGUACUCUCCAGUGGAAGAAUGUGAACAAGUCAUUUGCUCUCACGAAUUCUAACAGUGAUUUAUUCAUGAAGUAUGACAAAGAAUAUACUACCAAGCUUAAUUCCGCUUUGGUGUUUGGGUUUCAAAACAAAUUCUACAAUCUCAGCUUGAAGUCAUUCCCAAAUGGAGGUCCUUCAACUGAAUACAGGUGAAUGUUUCCAGCGACACACCUCACUGGUAUAUCCAGGACUUCCUAGAACAGUACAAUGAGGUUGACCCAACAUCCGUCUCAGUAGAAGAUUUGGACGAAUGUGCCAGCGGAGAGGGACACUGUGAUGGGAAAGCAAAGUGCGUGAACACAUAUGGUAGCUUCAAGUGUGUUUGCAACGAAACUACUGACGUGGAAUCCCAGUUGUGCUUCAGUGCAGGUAAGACGUUGGAUAAUAGCACAAGUAACGGAGAGGUAACAGAGAACAGCGAUCGGAACAGAUUGCUGCUAAAACUGCUAUUGGGAAUAGGAAUCUCGCUCCUACUGUUGCUUUUACUUUCUUUCCCUAUUUGUUACUAUUGCUCCAAGAGGAAAACCGUAAAAGCUGAUAUAGCUUCAACAUCAAAUGGAACAGUGCACAAAUCCUUCUCGGCUACUGACCUUCAAGGUGAAGCUCCUGUCUACAAUGUUCAUCACCUUCCUUUACGUGCGUGAAAUAUGGAAGAAUAUGAAAAAACUUGAAUGUGCACCAUGUGAAAUACAGAUUUUAAAGAAAUAAUUUAUAAUUUAAAAGCCAUAAACUGAUUUUGUACAAAACUGUUUAAUGUACAUUUUCACAGUUAACGGUAAUGGUACGGGGUAGUUAUUAAACAUCGAUCAUUUCAAUGGUUGCACAGAUUUAAAUGUUAUACAUAACAGGACUUUCUUUCACUUUCUAAAAUUCACAAUCCUUUCUUCCCUUGGAUUGCUGU